Messenger RNA from Cylindrotheca closterium, 1017 nucleotides. NCBI's taxonomy places the organism in Eukaryota, Bacillariophyta, Bacillariophyceae, Bacillariales, Bacillariaceae. The record is from the annotation of a GenBank genome assembly.
AUGACGAAAGAGAGAGUUUUGAACUUUCUCAAACAGGGAAACCUGUUGACUCGAAUCAGACGUCGUGCGAAGCCAACGGAUGUCUUCCACGGAUUUGAACAUUCGAUUGGUCUCUCUUAUCAAAACAUUCAGAUGGAUCGCCUCUCGGUCGACGCUACCAAAUUGUCAUACCGUUAUCCUCUAGGCUGCAAAUAUGUUGGAAAUCAAAGGGUACUAUCUCCUGGACUGGCAACAGCCCUCAUGGACGAGCUAAGUACCCAACUGAUAGGAGGAGGAGCUCUGGCACCACCCGGUGUAAGUGUUUCUUUUCACACACACUGGUUUCCAAGACGCCUGGAUAAGGAGGACCUGGAUAUCGAAUAUGUUGAUAUCAUCAACACUAUCACAAAAGCAGGCAAGACAAUUGCGCAUACACGAACUGAGUUUGUAACACCUGAUCAACAGAUGAUUGGAUAUUCGACGCAUGUCAAGUUUCUACCGACAGGGAAUUUCUUUCUUGAUACCCUCAUGUCAUCCUAUCCUCCGUGGCAGUCAUCAGCACUCUCCAACUUUGCCAACCGUUGGCUUCCAACAGCUUCUUCUACUACAACAACUGAACAGGAUGCACGUUCUCCGGCAACAGUCGCACACGAACUGGUUCAAGAAAGACUAACGAUGACAUCGUCGGAAUUGGGCAAAGCCCAAUUUCAAAUGACGGACGAGCAUACAAACGGUUUUGGUGGUUUGCAUGGAGGCUGCAUCACCAUGGUUAUGGAGAAGGUCGCCGAGCCCUAUGCCCAGGAAAAACUAGGUGGUGUCAAUUCAAUAGAAAUGGAGUCGCUUCAAGUUCAAUUCCUAGCUGCUGGUCGAGGGAAGCCACAACUUCAAGUUUCGUGCCAGACGAUUGAUCAUAUAGUGCAAGACGAUCGCCAAAUUUUAAUGGUUCGCGUUGACAUUUCACAGACGAAGAAAGACAAAACGACGAUCGUUCUGGCACAAGGCACUCUGAAAUUUACUGCUCCACAUUUGAAAAAGUGA